This is a messenger RNA of Oryza brachyantha (malo sina), 2841 nucleotides long. RefSeq names its product G-type lectin S-receptor-like serine/threonine-protein kinase SD2-5. The transcript has a single exon. Gene Ontology annotation, molecular function: ATP binding; protein serine/threonine kinase activity. Gene Ontology annotation, biological process: protein phosphorylation. The record is from RefSeq and is a predicted model, not a curated record. NCBI's taxonomy places the organism in Eukaryota, Viridiplantae, Streptophyta, Magnoliopsida, Poales, Poaceae. The coding region runs from base 168 to 2690 and encodes 840 amino acids.
AGUGCCAGCCAUGGUGAAGCCAUUUUUUUCCUGGUUAUCAAAUCAGCUCCAUCAACCCCAUACCAUCAGGUGAGAAGUGAUCACAUCUUCUUUAGCAUAAAUAAUGCUCCCAGUUUCUUGCUGAACUGGUUCUUCAUUACAAUCCCAGUUCACAUCCAAGCACCACCAUGCUUCCGGCCAACCUCUUCUUCUUCGUCGUCGUCGUUUUCAUUGCACUCGCAACCAUAGCAUUGCCAAUCUCUGCAGAGAGAUUCGACUAUCCCACUGCCAACCUCUCGACGCGGUGGGUGAACAAUGCUGCCACGCUCCAGCACAGCGUCAGCUACUCCGAUGGGUCAGCGGUGCGUGCCAUCGUCCUCCGUUCGCCGGAAACCUUCUAUGGCCCCUCCUUCGCUGCAGGGUUCUUCUGCGCUCCACCCUGCCGAGUGUUCCUCUUUGCUGUAUUCAUUGUCCAGACCAACAGUGGCGCCGGGAUCACCUUAACAGAGAACGGGAUGGCACAGGUGGUCUGGGCUGCCAACCGGGAUCUCCCUGUCAGGGAGAAUGCCACCCUUGAGCUCACAUUCAAUGGCAACUUGGUCCUCCGUGAUGCUGAUGGUACCCUAGUCUGGUCAAGCAGCAGCUCCGGCCAAUCUGUAGCUGGCAUGGAGAUCAAUGAUCUUGGUAAUCUUGUUCUGUUUGAUCAGAGGAAUGCAACAGUUUGGCAGUCAUUUGAUCAUCCAACUGACACACUCCUUCCUGGGCAGUCACUGAUGGAUGGCAUGGCGCUCAGAGCAAACAGCUCUCUGACAAACUCGACUGAGAAUCAGGUGUACAUGACAGUUCGACCAGAUGGAUUGUUUGCUUAUGUUGAGUCCACACCACCACAACUCUACUAUUCUCAUCCAGUGAGCAUGAACAAGAGCAGAAAAGAUCCAACCAAGGUUACCUUCACCAAUGGGAGCCUCAGCAUAUUUGGGCAGUCAACACAGCCAAGCAAUAUAUCAUUACCACUAGCCAAGUCUGCUCAGUAUAUGAGGUUAGAGUUUGAUGGGCACUUGAGGCUGUAUGAAUGGUCUAAUUCAGAAGGAAAGUGGACCAUGGUGUCUGAUGUAAUCAAGGUAGUCCCUGAUGACUGUGCUUUCCCGAUGGUGUGCGGGAAGUACGGGAUAUGCACUGGUGGGCAGUGCAGCUGCCCUCUUCAGGGCAAUUCUAGUUUAAGCUACUUCAAACCAGUGGAUGAGCGAAAGGCAAAUCUGGGUUGUGCACCAUUGACACCAAUCUCUUGUCAAGAAAUGCAAAGCCAUCGGCUCUUGCUCUUUGCUGAUGUUUCUUACUUUGAUGUCAGCCACACCGUUUUGAAUGCAACAAACAGAGAUGACUGUAAGCAGUCCUGCUUGAAGAAUUGCUCCUGCAGGGCUGUUAUGUUCAGGUAUGGCCAGAACGAUUCUGAUGGCACAUGUUUCUCAGUGUCGGAGGUAUUCUCAUUGCAAACGAUACAACCUGAAGCUCUUCAUUUCAACUCCACUGCUUACAUCAAGGUGCAGCUUAGCCCCUCUGCUUCUGCUUCUACGGAGAACAAAACGAAGACAAUUUUAGGUGCAACAAUUUCUGCAAUUCUUAUUCUUUUACUGGUUGUCACAGUUGUCACUGCAUAUUGUGUACGAAGGAGGAAGUAUCAAGAGGUAGAUGAAGAAUUAGAUUUUGAGCUAUUGCCUGGAAUGCCAGUGAGGUUUUCAUUUGAAAAGUUGAGAGAAUGCACCAAAGAUUUCAGUAAAAAGCUCGGCGAAGGAGGAUUUGGAUCAGUUUUUGAAGGGAAAAUAGGCGAAGAGAGAGUUGCAGUUAAACGUCUGGAAAGUGCAAAACAAGGAAAGAAGGAAUUCCUGGCAGAGGUCGAGACCAUUGGCAGCAUUGAGCACAUCAAUCUAGUCAGGCUGAUUGGAUUUUGCGCAGAGAAGUCAAACAGGCUUCUCGUAUAUGAAUAUAUGCCAAGAGGGUCACUUGAUAGGUGGAUCUAUUACCACCAUAACAAUGCCCCUCUUGAUUGGCACACCAGGUGUAGGAUCAUUCUGGAUAUUGCCAAGGGCUUAUGUUAUCUCCAUGAGGAAUGCAGGAGAAAAAUAGCUCAUUUGGAUAUCAAACCCCAAAAUAUUCUCUUAGACGAGAACUUCAAUGCCAAAUUGGCUGAUUUUGGACUUUCCAAGCUAAUUGAUAGGGAUCAAAGCAAGGUGGUGACUGUGAUGAGAGGCACACCGGGAUAUCUGGCACCUGAAUGGCUAACAUCACAGAUCACUGAAAAGGUCGAUAUCUACAGCUUUGGAAUUGUUGUCAUGGAAAUAACAAGUGGGAGGAAAAACAUCGAUAUCUCACAGCCUGAGGAAAGUGUCCAGCUCAUCAAUUUACUGCGAGAAAAGGCUCAAAAUAAUAAGUUGACAGAUAUAAUCGAUAAGCAUAGUGAUGACAUGGUCUCACACCAUGAGGAGGAAGUGAUUCAGAUGAUGAAGCUCGCGAUGUGGUGCUUGCAAAACGACAGCAGCCGAAGGCCUUCGAUGUCAAUGGUCGUCAAGGUAUUGGAGGGUGCAAUGAGCGUGGAGAAUUGCCUAGAUUACAGCUUUUUCAAUGCAAAUUCAGUAAUGUCUGGUCAGGAUCAGGACAACCCACCCGCAUAUUCAGCUCCACCUCCUCCAUCGAUACUAUCUGGUCCAAGAUAAACUGGGUGGCUAAUGAGCACAAGAAAAUCCACCUUCGCAUGCACUUUGCUAUCUGUAAUUACAAUCUAUCGUAUUUGUUCUUUGGUAUAUAUAUAUAUUUCAUCAUGCAUCGGAAGAAUUACUACUUUCUGAUCAAUAAAUAUGUUGGAUU